UGAAGAGUCGAUUGCGUGACCCAAAACGGAAGGUCCGCUCUUCGGUUUCACAAGGCAAGCGACGAGUGGACAGACCUAUUAAGCUCACGACUGGAGGUGUUUGAAAGGCACCUCAACAAUAAUACAAUACCGCUCCACCUCAAUCCGUAUAGCAACCUGCAGUCAUGUUGGACUUCGAUUUCUACAUCACGACUCCCCGCCUGGUCAUAACCUACUUCAACCCUAGUAAGGAAUCGCACAUCGCCUUCACCCUCGAGCUCUAUAAAGAUUACACUGUUGUCGAUGAGAAUGGAACCACCAAGCCAACUAUUCCUGAUCACGCCGCAGCAAUCGAGAUGCUGGAGGGGCGUGCUACCCAGAUCGAGACGACUGGCUACGGCAGAUAUUGCGUUUCAGUUCUUCCUCCUCCCACAGAUUCGAAUGAGGACAUAGCGAAACGAGUUGAAAAUGCAACACCGGUUGGAUUGGUCGGUCUCAAUCUUCGCGGACCAGAUACGCCUCCACUACCUGACAUUGGGUUCCACCUGCUUCCAUCUGUGAGAGGCAAAGGAUACGCUGCCGAAGCUGUGAAAGGACUUUCAGACUACUAUGACCGCGAAAAAGGAGUGACUGAGUUGGUAGGAUAUUGCAAUGACGACAAUGAGGCGUCAAUGAAGGUACUGAGAAGAGCCGGGUUCGAAUUGCUGGGUGAGAGGAACAUCGCCUCUUUAAUGAGUCCUGGAACAAUAAGCAAAGGCGGGCAGCCAAAUACACUACUAGCUUGGGCCAGAGGCUUGAAGAAAGAUCCAAAGGAGUAUGGGUUGUGAUAGGAUGUAUGGCUUCUAGUCAUAAGGUGAAAUAUUCGGCACGCUUGCGGGUAUCCAAGGGCAGCGCAAGCUGAAUCUACGAUUCUGAUGGUACGGUGUACUUAGUGGUCAUCAAUGAGCGAGAGACUUUGCUCGUGGCUGGCGUUGAAACAGCCAUUUUUCUCCUGCGCAUCGAGUAGGGCACUCGCCCCCUUCAGAGACUCAGGUUCGGACCGGAGUAAUUUUAGGACUAUAAACACUAGAACAAACUUCUUUAGCAUCC
Molecule: messenger RNA, 1068 nt
Organism: Paraphaeosphaeria sporulosa
Lineage: Eukaryota; Fungi; Ascomycota; Dothideomycetes; Pleosporales; Didymosphaeriaceae
Product: acyl-CoA N-acyltransferase
Exons: 2
Coding region: 165-806 (213 amino acids)
Molecular function (GO): acyltransferase activity, transferring groups other than amino-acyl groups
Source: RefSeq, a predicted model, not a curated record